GUGAGGGGGUGUACGGAGGGAGGGGCUUUAAGAGAAAGAAAAAAGGGAAGGUGAAGGAGAAGAAUUCAUUAGACUGAGAGAAAAUACACCAGAAGGCUGCUGGAGAGAAGAUCUCAUUCAAGACGUGAGCAGAAACCAUUCAGACUGCCGUCAAACAGGGUGAAGAUGUUGCUGUGGUCACAGGUCACUUUCCUCCUCCUCCUCUGCGUGAUGGAGUCGGUUCGUGCCACAUCUGUCAGUCCGUCAUUGCUUCGGCCUUCCAUCACACGUGUUCGCGUUAUCGAGGUCGAGGACUACGAUGACGUAAGCUCAAAGACGACGAUCACGCCCCAGUUGUCCGGGGUCACCACCUCUCGUGUAAUAUCCCGACCUUGUGAUUAUGACCCCUGUGUGGUUCAAACCACCCCCUGCGACAAGAUUUCAGCCCAGACGGGUUGCCUCUGUCCUGGGCUGACGGGCCCAGAGGAGAGACCUGGGGCCCCGGAGCUCCGUGAGGUGAAGCUGGGCGGCUCCGGGGAAGUGCUUGUGCAUUGGUGCGCUCCCCGCUCCACCGUCACUCAUUAUGAAGUCACACUGAACGGCAGAAAAGAGCAGCUGAGUUUUGGAGAAAAUCUAAGGAAUGGUGCCAUACCCGGACUGAAAAUUGGGGAGACGGUGUGUGUGGCGGCUAGGAAUCAAGCAGGGCUCAGUGAAAAGUCCUGUGCCCGAUACGAUCCACCGACACCCGACCAAGCCGCCCUGAGCGCAGGGAUCAUCGCGGGGUCUGUCGGAUUCCUGCUGCUGUUUUUGGUGCUCGCUGUUGUACUAUGGAAACGGAGGACGUGUCGAAAGGGCGGGAUGGGAGAAGCAGAGGGCCUCGGCAAUCCUUCAUACACCAGUGAUGGAGCGCUGUGAACAGCAUACAGAUGCAAACAUUUCAAAAGCAUGGAGCGAAUGAAACAAGCUGCAAAAAGACUGCAAUUUGUACUGGUCAAAAGUUUGGAAUAAUUAUGAUUUUUUAAUGUUUUUGAAAGAAGUCUCUUCUGUUCACCAAGGCUGCAUUUAUUUGAUCAAAAAUACAGUAAAAUCAUCAAAGCUGAAUUUUCAGUAUCAUUACUCCAGUUUUCAGUGUCACAUGAUCCUUCAGAAAUCAUUCUAAUAUUUUGAUUCAGCAAUUAUUAAUCAUGAUUCUUAUUAUUAUCAAUGUUGGAAACAUAGUUUUUGCUGCUUCAUAUUUUUAUGGAAACCGUGAUACUUUUUUCAGGAUUCUUUAAUGAAUAAAAAAGUAAAAAAAAAACAGCAUUUAUUUGAAAUAUAAUAUUUUGUAACAAGCAGUAAAUCAGCAUAUUAGAAUGAUUUCUGAAGGACCAUGUGACUCAGAAGACCGAAAAUUCAACUUUACUGCAUCAAAUAAAUGCAGGCUUGGUGAUCAUAUAAGACUUCUUUCAAUAACAUUGAAAAAAUCAUAAUUUUUUCAAACUUUUGACCGGUAGUGUAUAGAGCACAGUUGUUGUGCCUCUGACUGAAAAUAAUGCUUGUUAUUUUAAGUUCACUACUUAACCGCUGUGAUUGGUUCUGAAUGAUUUUUAUUGUGUGAUUGUGAUUGGUUUGAAUAUUUAAAGUCAACAUGGAAUCUGAAUCGUCCGUGUUUACUUCCAUAAUCCACAUUUGUGGUCUUAUUGUGAUCGAUUCAUAGGUGCAUGUUACUCUAAAGAAAUUUGGAAUUUGCAUUUGUAAAUCUCUCAUCAAAACAAUAAUUGCUUCACUUUCCAAAAAGCCUCUUUCAAAGUGAAUGCAUUCAUGUUUAACUUAUUAUAAACACUUCAUAUCAAUUCCUGAUGGACAACAUUUUUUCAUCAUUAAAAUAUCACAUUAUGGAAGUAACAUGUGUUUUGAUUGCCAUUUCACGCCGACUUUAACACUACUAAUGGUUCUUAGGAAGCCUGGCGCUUCAUUAAGCUAGACAGGGUUUUAAAGUAUCUGUUGUACAGCUACUUAGAGAGUAUGUGUAACUGCUGAAAAUUAUUGAUGAUGUUUUUAACUAUUGAGAGUUUUUCAAUAAAGCUAUUUUAACUGCA
Molecule: messenger RNA, 2057 nt
Organism: Ctenopharyngodon idella (grass carp)
Lineage: Eukaryota; Metazoa; Chordata; Actinopteri; Cypriniformes; Xenocyprididae
Product: LRRN4 C-terminal-like protein
Exons: 2
Coding region: 166-894 (242 amino acids)
Molecular function (GO): protein binding
Source: RefSeq, a predicted model, not a curated record